This is a messenger RNA of Nothobranchius furzeri (turquoise killifish), 2507 nucleotides long. RefSeq names its product leucine rich repeat transmembrane neuronal 4 like 2 (gene lrrtm4l2). The record is from RefSeq and is a predicted model, not a curated record. Gene Ontology annotation, cellular component: plasma membrane; extracellular matrix. Gene Ontology annotation, molecular function: protein binding. Lineage: Eukaryota; Metazoa; Chordata; Actinopteri; Cyprinodontiformes; Nothobranchiidae.
AGAGAGCGAAAGGAGGAGGAGGAAGAAGGGGGUGAGAGUAGAGGAGGAGGUGGGUGAGUGGAAGGGCGUGCAUUGGUCCAAAAGCGCUCAAAUGGGUAAUUGCGCACACGGCGGUCCGAACUGUAGACGCGGCUCCAACUUCGAGCGCAGCGCGGUCGGAUUUGGAGCGAUGCGGAAAACUUGCAUGUCUGAGAAUGCGGAGCGUCUGGGAGACCGUGCGGACUGACUGAGCGCAGUUUGGAGCGCUCUUUAUCCCCUUUCUCCCUCCGGAGGAUCACCCUCACCCUCAGAGGCGAUGGGUUCUGUGAUGUUGGACUGGAGGUUAACUUGUCUUCUUCUGCAGGCAGCUGCUAUGCUGCUUCACAGCACGGGGGAGAGGAUGUGUCCUGCGAGUUGUCGCUGUGAAGGAAAGAUUGUUUAUUGCGAGUCUGGCAUCCUCCAAGACAUUCCAGUAAACAUCACGACAGGAUGCCAAGGACUGUCUCUGCGCUAUAACAACCUGCUGGUCCUGUUGCCGUACCAAUUUGCUCAUCUCAACCAGCUCAUCUGGCUUUACUUGGACCAUAACUCCAUCAAAGCUAUAGAUGCUUUAGCCUUCAAUGGUGUACGCAGACUCAAGGAACUGAUUCUCAGCUCCAACAAAAUAACCUUUCUGCACAAUAAAACAUUCAGUGCCAUACCCAACCUGAGGAAUCUGGAUUUAUCUUACAAUCAGAUGCAGUCUCUGCAGCCGGGUCAUUUUCAUGGCCUGCGCAAGCUCCAGAGUCUCCACCUUCGAUCGAACGGACUGAAGCAGAUCCACAUUCGCACAUUUCUGGAAUGCCGCAGCUUGGAGUUCUUAGACCUGGGUUAUAAUCGUCUUCGCAGCCUGACUCGCACCACAUUUUUAGGACUGUUUAAGCUCAGAGAGCUUCAUUUGGAGCACAAUCAGUUUUCCAGGAUUAAUUUCUAUAUUUUCCCACGCCUUACCAACCUCCAGACUCUCUAUUUGCAAUGGAACCACAUCCGAUCCAUCAGUCAAGGCGUGCCGUGGACAUGGCAGAAACUCCAGAAACUAGACCUUUCUGGGAAUGAAAUCCAAACUUUGGAUCCAGCAGUUUUCCAGUGCAUGCCCAAUUUAGAAAUCCUCAACCUUGAAUCUAACAAGCUUAGUAGUGUUCCUGUGGAAGCUGUGGCAGCUUGGACCUCCCUGACCUCCAUCAGCCUGGCAGGUAACACGUGGGACUGCAGCCCCAGCAUCUGCCCUCUGAUGGGAUGGCUCAGAACCUUCAGGGACCCCAAAGACAUCAACAUGAUUUGCAGCGGUCCAAAAUCUGUGCAGGGAGAAAGAGUGGUGGACGUGUUGAGGAACCACUCGAUAUGUGUGGAGGUAUCAAACAUGUUCUCAACCACAACUCUUAUCGAGUUGAGCUCAACUCAAGCUGUAAACAUCACCGCUUGGUCGUCUCCGUCUGGAGAACUGACCCAUACUGUGGCACCUUCACACAAAUGGACUACUUCACCUGUCCGCCGCAACAGGACAGCAGAAUCCACCACUCAAAGCUCCACAUCCCAUUUCUCUGCUGAAACACCCACAUCCUUUAUCCCUGAGCUGCCGUUCGAGCAUAUGGCUUUCCAUAAAAUCAUAGCGGGCGGUGUAGCUCUGUUCUUGUCAGUGUCAUUGAUCCUGCUGGUUAUUUAUGUCUCGUGGAGGCGCUACCCCAACACCAUGAGGCAGCUUCAGGAGCACUCAGUCAACCACAAGCGCAGGAAAAAGGCCCGCAAGCAGGAGCAGGACCUUAACUCUCAGCUGCAAGAGUACUAUCUGAGUUACCAUUCCAACUCUGAGACGCUUGACUCCUUGGUGAACGAGAGCAGACCGUGCACGUGCACUAUAUCAGGAUCCAUCGAAUGUGAGGUGUGAACACUCUGCCUUCUAGAGACAAACGGUGGAUUUUCUUGGCAGAGAUUUUCAUUAUUUAUUUAUUUUAUUUCAAGGAGAUAAAGUGGUUUUAUCUCUGAUGUUAGACGAUAAAUUCUGCAGCACUGAAGAGAAUUCUCAGAGGCUCGGCUCAAUAUAAUUAUGUGCACAAAGGAGAGUGAUUUGAAUGCAGAGAUAUAUUUGGAGAAAGUUAAUUAUUGCCCUGACUGACAUGAGAACAGUGACGAGGAGUUGGCGAUCUUUCGUGAAUCAUGAAGUACGAGUCAACUGUGGAGAGACUGACCUUGACCUGAGGCUACAUGUCACCACGAGCCAGCAAAGCCACUUUCGACUUGCUAGUUUUGUUCUCAUGAUGUAGCCUGUAAAUCAUUUGGCAAAAUGUGUUUGCUCUGUAUGAGUUCAUGUGUGUGAGCCUGCGAUGGGAUGAGCUGGUUUGCUGACGUCUGGCUGGAGAUGUUACAAAGUCUCACCUUCUCACCACAGAAAAACACGAGUCCAGCUGAGUUUUUCUGCAUUUGGCAAACAGGUGCAGCCACAGCAGAAGCCACAGUGUGUGUGUGUGUGUGUGUGUGUGUGUGUGUGUGUG